AUGGCAAAUGGAGAGCCAUCAAUCAAAACCUUCAACGAGCAAGAAGAGUCUAAUGAAUUCCACCCCAAUUUGAAAUUCUACGGCUAUGCGAUCCUCAUCUCCACAUGGUUACUAUUUGUCGUCACAAUAAACUCAUUUCUUCAACUUUGGCAAUUUAUCGUAUCACCAAUUGCUGGAACACCACUAUAUAAUCAUUUGACUACCAUCUUUCAUACCAUUGAUGACCUUGUUGUUAAACUAUGGUGUAUUUAUGUUGUAUGUUGGUGGUGGGCUUUUAUUUCUUGGACAGGGUUGAAGUUGUUUCGUCAUUCUAAAGGGAUACAAAAUUGA
Messenger RNA from Lodderomyces orthopsilosis Co 90-125, 330 nucleotides. RefSeq lists its product as uncharacterized. The transcript has a single exon. Lineage: Eukaryota; Fungi; Ascomycota; Pichiomycetes; Serinales; Debaryomycetaceae. The record is from RefSeq and is a predicted model, not a curated record. Bases 1 to 330 code for a protein of 109 amino acids.